Molecule: messenger RNA, 3018 nt
Organism: Sinocyclocheilus grahami
Lineage: Eukaryota; Metazoa; Chordata; Actinopteri; Cypriniformes; Cyprinidae
Product: histone-lysine N-methyltransferase setd3-like
Exons: 13
Coding region: 94-1896 (600 amino acids)
Biological process (GO): actin modification; peptidyl-lysine trimethylation; peptidyl-lysine monomethylation
Molecular function (GO): protein-L-histidine N-tele-methyltransferase activity; protein binding; protein-lysine N-methyltransferase activity
Source: RefSeq, a predicted model, not a curated record
AUCAGCAGACCGUGUAGAAGAGGAUUGAAUUCCAGGUUGACAGGAGGAUUAUUGCAGUCAAUUGGAAGCCAUCCUCUCUCCCAGACCAGAAAGAUGGGUAAAAAGAGCAGAGUGAAGACCCAGAAAUCGGGGACCGGGGCCACAGCUGCGGUUUCUCCGAAAGAGAUGAUGAAUUUAAUCUCUGAACUGCUACAGAAGUGUAGCAGCGCUGCUCCCUCUCCUGGGAAAGAGUGGGAGGAAUAUGUUCAGAUCCGAGCUCUGGUGGAGAAGAUCCGUAAGAAACAGAAAGGGAUGUCAGUAUCAUUUGAGGGAACCAGGGAGGAAUUUUUCUCAGAGCUGAUGGCCUGGGCCGCAGAAUGUGGGGCUUCUUGUGACGGUUUUGAGAUCUCCAACUUUGCAGAUGAAGGACAUGGCCUGAAAGCCACCAGAGAUAUCAAGGCAGAGGAGCUGUUCCUGUGGAUCCCUAGAAAAAUGCUGAUGACUGUGGAAUCUGCCAAGAACUCUGUCCUUGGGCAGCUGUACAGUCAGGACCGGAUCCUUCAGGCCAUGGGCAAUGUGACUCUGGCUCUACACUUGCUGUGUGAACGGGCCAAUCCCAGCUCACCUUGGCUGCCCUACAUCAAGACCCUGCCUGCUGACUACGACACACCCCUGUACUUUGAAGAGGAUGAAGUGCGCCACCUGCUGGCCACACAAGCCAUACAGGACGUACUCAGUCAAUACAAAAACACAGCGCGGCAGUAUGCCUACUUCUACAAAGUCAUCCACACUCAUCCGAACGCCAGCAAACUGCCCUUGAAGGAUGCUUUUACCUUUGAUGACUACAGGUGGGCAGUGUCCUCUGUGAUGACCCGUCAGAACCAGAUUCCUACAACAGAUGGAAGUCGGGUCACACUGGCCCUCAUCCCUCUCUGGGACAUGUGCAACCACACCAACGGCCUGAUUACGACUGGCUACAAUCUAGAGGAUGACCGAUGCGAAUGUGUGGCUCUCAAAGAUUACAAAGAGGCUGAACAGAUCUACAUAUUCUAUGGUACAAGAUCCAAUGCAGAGUUUGUGAUCCACAAUGGUUUCUUCUUUGAGGACAACGCACACGACCGCGUGAAGAUUAAGCUGGGUGUGAGCAAGAGCGAACGUUUGUAUGCCAUGAAGGCCGAGGUUCUGGCUCGUGCUGGGAUUCCUGCGUCCAGUAUCUUUGCCCUGCACUGCAGCGAGCCUCCGAUAUCCGCUCAGCUCCUGGCCUUCCUCCGUGUCUUCUGCAUGACUGAAGAGGAACUCAGGGACUAUCUGGUGGGCGAUCACGCCAUCAACAAGAUCUUCACCCUGGGCAACACUGAAUUCCCUGUCAGCUGGGAGAACGAAAUUAAGCUGUGGACGUUCCUGGAAACACGGGCUGCGCUGCUUCUCAAAACCUACAAGACGUCCUCAGAGGAGGACCGCUCCAUGCUGGAGAAGCCUGACCUGUCCCUGCACUCCCGCAUCGCUAUAAAGCUGCGGCUGGCAGAGAAAGAGAUUCUCGAGCGUGCUGUGUACUGCGGUCGGGCCAAGCGCCUGCACUUCCAGAAGCAGCUGGAUGAAGGGGCUCCGCUGCCACUGUACGAAGAAAGCGACAUUGCCCUUUUGGAGAAUGCAGAUGCCAAACUCCCCAUCAUCCUGCGCAAACUGGAAGAAGAAGAUGAGCGUGUUGAGGAGGAGAUGAGCCUGGCCCAAAUCAAGCCGGACGCUGCUGCUCUGGACUCCUCCAAGACGCCCGUUCUUAAUGGGCAGUGUAAAGAUCUCAAUGGUACUCAAGAAGAUCCUCCAGGAGGUGAUGCGGUGGUGAAAGUGAUUGAGGUUGAGAAGCACGACCCGAGUACCAAACAAACUGAAGGGGAACCAAAAGAUGACGGCAAAUAGUCAUAACCAGAGCACGGUGGCAAUCUUAGUUCCUGCUAUUUAUUUAUUUUCAUUUAAGAGACUCACAAUUAGGAGCAAAAGCUUUCUAAACAACAAAAAAAAGCAGUGGAUUUCAGUUUAAAAGUUUUUUGUUUUUUUUAUUAAAUGCAGCUUAAGUAUGAGCUAGCUCAAGCGAUAAGAAACCUGCUGUUUUAUUUUGUUUUGUUGGAGUUUUUAUCAGUGCCACGUUUGGUUUCUUUUGUAGUAGCUUCGCUAGUGCUGCCAGAAAGUUUCCUGGUGAAGGUGAGGAAGUAACCAAUCACAUGGACUCCUGUCUAGAUGAAGGCUUGCUCAGACUUCACAAAAUGAAAGAAAAAUAUAUAUAUCGAAGACUUUAACAUGGUAACGUUGCCAAGGAUGUUUCUGUUUAGUCAUCUAAUACUGGCUUAGGGAAUUUUACUUCUCUCUAACCAGCCUUUGCUGUAGGUCAUGCCAGAAAUAUGCUUGAUGUUUAGUGCUGCUUGACAAUCAUUACUCUUAUGUUCUGACAUUGAUCUGUAAAGAGAUCAACGCUGCCUCGCUGCAUGCUAGUUACUUUACUCGCAUAAAAAGUAAGGUUACUGAAAGACUUUGGUCCCAAAAAAGUACAUAUUUUCAUGCACUUCAGAGAAUGGUCGGUGUGUUCUCAAAGUGAGCUCAAAGUUAGUUUCGGUUUUGGAUGUUGUAAGCUGAACCAGAGAAUAAGAGGUUGUUGGUGACCAUAUGGUUACUCUUUGCUGUGAAUGUUAUUCAAAGUUUGUGUGUUAAAGCCCUUCACUUUUCGUUAUGUUAUAUAUAUUCGUUUUAAUUAUUUUUUGCUUAUGAAACACUUUGCGGUUAAUGGACAUCAAGACUAUGAUCUCUGAGGACUAAUUCUCUCGUGCGUGAUCUUUAGGAAAUCUGUUUUUAUUUUCUUUAUUUUUAUGUAAGUAUUCACUGCAACACCAAAAUGAUCUUGCAUUUGUCAUGAAACUGUUGUGGUCAUCUUUAAGCCUUAACGAACGUCAUUUAGUUGGAUUUCAGAUGCAGAAAUAUUGAUCCAGAAUGAAGACCUUGUCAACAAAACACUGGGGGCUAUUAAUUAAAGGAAUAUUUCACCCAAAA